CCCGGCUCACCGACGUGCCUACGUGGCGUCCAUAUUGGGGAGGUCGAUGUUCCCAUCAAAGCCAAUGCAUGGACAUUGAAAUUAAAUUGAAACCGGUUUACACGAGGUUUACUUUUUUGUCAGCGUCUAAGCGUGUGAUAUCAAUAAGUAACCUUUUUAAGCCCCCAAAAUAUGUUUAGCUUGGAAAAUGUAACUGCAUCGUUGGUCUUCCGUUUUCUUGCUUCCACACUCAUGCGCUGACGACUUUGACCCUCCUAACUCUAAAUGGGAAUGUCGUUUUCGCCUAUAUAAAUAUAUCUAUGGAAAGGUACAUGUUUGUCCAAGUGGCUUUUCCGUAUAACUUACUCUUUUUUUUAUUCCGUGUACGUUUUACGUAAUCACACGUGCUUCACUAACUAAUUAUGCUAACUCAGUAUUGAACGCAGUUAAGCUUCGACACAAUAAUUUACUGGACCAAAUAAACUAAGUAACAAGUACUCGAGUCUAGAUGAUCUUGUCUCAGUGCACGUUGAAGCUUUUCGGAUAGGUUAGCUUGCUAGCUGCUAACAAAGAGUCUCGUUUGCAACACAUCACUGAGCGGAGAUCAAAUGCGAGUGUCAAGUUUUGUGAUUACCGCGUGAAAAUGUGUGCAAAGCUUGUGAAAGAAGGGUACGACGAGGAACUGGACGCUGUUUUCAAGAAGUCUCAAAAUGUCUUACACAAUGCAGACAUCAGUACAAAAUAUCUUCAUCCUGAGCAGCAGGAAUGGAGCUUCGGGGUGGAGCGGCAGGGGCCAGAGCCCCCUCACAAUGAAGUGGAAGACGCACCAGAGACCCUGGCCAUUAAACAGGAGGAGCAGGAGACUGAUAUUGCCAAGUUUCCAUUGAUUGUUGUGAUUGUGAAGAGUGAAGAUGAUGACAAAGGAGAUGUCAGUGAAGAUUUUCAUUUUGUACAGCAGGACUGGAACUUCAGGGUGGAGCAGCAGGAGCCCCAACACAUGAAAGACAAAGAGAAACCAGAGCUCCCCCACAUUAAAUUGGAAGAACAGGAAGAGGACAUGAAGUUGUUAUUGACUCUUGUCCCUGUAAAAAUUCAAGAUGAGGAAGUCAAAGGUCAGAGUGAAGAGAACAGAGGGACGGAGCCUCUGAGCAGCAGUUCAAGUCAACACAUGACAACAGAAGCUGAUGGAGACCACUGGAGAGGAUCACAAGCAAACGCCCUCUUAGCGCCACUUUCAGAUUGUGACAACAUAAUGUCACGCUCUUCUGACACUGAUGAUGAACACUCUAAAGAUGACAUGACAUGUCACACUGACAACAAACGUGUGAAAUGUUCUCAAUGUGACAAAACAUUUUUCAAUAAGUCAUCGUUGAAAAGACACAUGAGAACACACACUGGAGAGAAACCUUACAGGUGCUCAGAUUGUGGUAAAAGAUUCAGUCAGAAGGCAGAUUUAAAUAUACAUAUUGGGGGUAAACGUUUUGCCUGCUCAUUUUGCCCUUUAAGUUUCAGUAAGCGUUGUAAUUUAAUAACACACACAAGAACACACACUGGGGAGAAACCUUUUGCCUGUUCAGACUGCACCUUAAGUUUCAGUGUACGUUCAGCAUUGGCUCAGCACAUGAAAACACACACUGGGGAGAAACCUUUUUCCUGCUCAGUUUGUGGAAAAAGAUUCACACAAAGUAGCAAUUUGACAACACACAUAAGAAGUCACACUGGUGAGAAACCAUUUAGUUGCAGUGCGUGUGAUAAACAAUUCACUUAUAAGUAUCAGAUGAACAAACACAAGUGUGCUGGUGAGAAGAGAAUCAAUAAAUGAAGCUUCAAAAGUAAGUUAACCCUGAAGAAACUUGGACUAUCAACAUCAGAACAUUUGAGUUGCUGGUAAAAUGGGAAAGUCUAUUUGUGAUUCUGAUUAAAAUGCAAGUCAAACGGA
Phyllopteryx taeniolatus (common seadragon) is the source of this 1918-nucleotide messenger RNA. Its product is annotated as zinc finger and SCAN domain-containing protein 2-like. Gene Ontology annotation, biological process: regulation of transcription by RNA polymerase II. Gene Ontology annotation, cellular component: nucleus. Lineage: Eukaryota; Metazoa; Chordata; Actinopteri; Syngnathiformes; Syngnathidae. The record is from RefSeq and is a predicted model, not a curated record. The coding region runs from base 623 to 1801 and encodes 392 amino acids. The transcript is spliced from 3 exons. Gene Ontology annotation, molecular function: RNA polymerase II cis-regulatory region sequence-specific DNA binding; methyltransferase activity; 2-oxoglutarate-dependent dioxygenase activity.